AUGGAGAAGAUGUCUUCAUUACAUGAGAGUCCCGCAUCGUGGCCGAUCCCUGCCAGCGGGUUUGGCAAGUAUGGCACGGCGGAUAUCCUGCCGGCUUCCUACCACUACCGUACGCCGGACAGGAAACAAGAAGUUCUCGACCCGACUACCAACAUACCAAAGUUCCUUCGCACGGCGUUGUCGCUUGGUGCACUGGAACCUAUGCUGAAGCAUCUUUGGUUCGCCGGGGCCAAGCACCCCCCCAAACAGCUGCAUUUCCAGGUUGCCAUAGGACGGGAAAUUGCUGUCGUGGAUCGUAUGGACUUGCACCUUUUUUGGGACAACAACGGGAGAUUCUUCGUGAAGCCUUUGCCGAGAUUCCUGCUCGAUCCAGAGUUUUGCGAAGAACACCUGAAGUGCCCUGAUAGGUGCGACUGCGGAUCGUCACAACAAGACGAGGAAGAAGCAGGGUGUAUGAAGACACCAAGAGAGAUCGCUCUAGGCUUCCUUUACACGUAUGCCUGUCUCAUCUCGUCCGAGACUGAUUUCUUCCUCGCCCGGGAGAAGAAUUUAUUGCCGGAUAUCGAUUGGGUCCCAUGGAAAAACGUGGUCAAGGAUAUUCUUCGAAACCACGAUGACAGCCGAAUACACCAGAGAUUCCAGCGUGGCGAGCUUCGCCUAUCCCGCGUCAACACGCUUCAUCGCUUCACGCGACUGUCACUGUUUGACCCGUACUUUCGCGGCUGGAGCAACUACAGCAGCCUCUUCUUGGACAACUUUGCUUGGAUGGCCGGUGCAACAGUCUUUGUGGCUCUGGUGCUGACGGCCAUGCAAGUCGGCCUUGCGACGAAACGGCUCAAUGGCAACGCCGCUUUUCAGCGGGCGUCCUACGGGUUUACCGUCUUUUCCAUCUUGGGGCCGUUGGGCGCGUUCUCGCUAUCCGAAAGGAUGCACGAGGGCCUUGGCAGGAGCACCAGCACGAUGCUUCUUCUGCGCUCGCUCUUGGUUCUGUCCUCGGUGGCAGGCAGCCUGGCUGCUCGCCGGGACCCGUUUGCUCGCCAGGAUCCGGUUGCGCUGCACCGCCGAGCCGACGGCGGCGACGCGGACGCAUCGUCCAAGAACACGACGGACAUCCAGCCGAAGCGGUUCAUCGUCGAGUUCAACGGGGGCUCCGACUCCCAGACGGAGGCUGAUGGCCUCGCAAGCCGUCACAACCUCACGGUGAUCCGGGUCUUCAACAGCGACGUCUUCCAGGGCGCCUGUGUGGAGUCGGGCCGGGCCAACCUAGACACGCUCAAGGCCGAGGCGCCGGUGACGCAGGCCUGGCACGCCAAGCGCAUCGCGCUCAGCCCCGUGACGGUCAACCAGACGUUUGGCGAGGCGGCAGCCGGCGUCAACAUGUCGGUGCACCACAUGACCGGCGUGGACAAGCUGCACGAGGCCGGCAUCCGGGGCAAGGGCGUGACGGUCGGCGUGGUCGACACGGGCGUGCUGUACACGCAUCCUGCUCUGGGCGGAGGCUUCGGUCCUGGCUACAAGGUUGUGGGCGGAUACGAUCUGGUCGGCAAUGGAGACUGGCCGACGGACCCGGUCCGGCAGCCCGACAACGAUCCGAUCGACGAGCUGGGCCAUGGCACCCACGUUUCCGGCAUCAUUGCGGGCGAGAGCAAGCUGUUCACGGGCGUUGCCCCGGACGCGAAGCUGCGGAUGUACAAGGUCUUCUCGACGGUCGACUCGACGAGCGAGGACGUGCUGAUCGAAGCCUUUCUGAUGGCGUACAAGGAUGGGGUGGACAUCAUCACGUCGUCCAUCGGCAGCCUCGACGGCUGGGCCGACAACGCCUGGGCUCUGGUGGCCUCCCGGCUGGUCGACCAGGGCAUCGUGGUGACGAUCGCGGCCGGCAACGACGGCGACGCGGGCGCGUUUGCGUCCAGCAGCGGCUCCUCGGGUGCCAACGUGCUGGCGGUGGCCUCGAUCGACGCGGACAUCUACCCGGGCCCGUCGAUGAACGCGACCUUCCACUACAACGGGACCGAGAACAACGUGAGCAUCCCGUACCGGGCCACCGACCCCUGGUACCCGUCCAACAUCACCGGCUGGCCGAUCGUACCGCUGGGGCUCAACACAAGCAUCGCCGACGAGGCCUGCCAGCCGCUCCCGAGCAACAGCACCCGCGACUUUACCAACACUGUCGUGCUCGUCCGACGGGGCGGCUGCAACUUUGCCGUCAAGCAGACGAACCUGGCCGCCUUCAACGGCACCACCAUUCUGUUCUACUCUAACGAGCUGCCGCUGGACAUUCCCACGACCAACUAUCUGGGCGACAGCCAGAUCGCCAUGAUCACGCGCGAUGCCGGUGCUGAGAUCAUCCGCACAGUCAAGGCCGGUGGCCAGGUCACUGUCGACUUCAGCAGCAACCCGAUCUGGACGCUGACGGGCGUGCCCAACGAGGAGUCGGGCGGCGCGCCCAGCUUCUACACCAGCCUCGGUGCCACCAACGACCUGUACGUCAAGCCGGAUGUCGCUGCACCCGGCGGCUACAUCCUGUCGUCAUACCUGAAGAACGGCUACGCUGUGCUGAGCGGCACGUCCAUGGCCUGCCCCUAUGUCGCUGGCGUGGCUGCGCUGUACAUUGGACAGUUCGGUGGUCGCCAGACUCAAGGAACUGGCUUUGCCAAGACCCUGGCUGCCCGCAUCAUGAACUCCGGGCAGCCGGUCCCUUGGAACGAUGGAGUUGGCGAUGUCAUCAACUACGGCAUCCCUGCGUCCGUCGCUCAGGUCGGCACCGGUCUUCUCAACGCCACCAAGGUCCUGCAGUAUCACACCGACCUCUCGCUCUCUAAGUUUGCCCUCAACGACACCCACCACUUUAGCCGCUACCAUACUGUCGAGAUCACCAACAACGGCCCUCAGCCCGUCACCUAUUCCUUCUCGUCUACCGAGUUCGGCGGCCUCAACACCUUCAACACCGAGGCCGAUACCUGGGACACGCCGCGCGUCGCCUACAGCGAAGAGGUCAUGGCUGAGCCCGUUCGUGGUGCUGUGCCUGCUAUCUCUUUCCCUGCUAGCCCCUUCACCGUGCAGCCUGGCGAGACUCGCACGGCCGAGAUAGACUUUGCUCCCCUCGACAACGCCGCUCUCGGACUCAACGCCAGCCAGCUGCCCCUCUACAGCGGUACCAUCAACAUCGAUGGCUCCAACGGCGAGUCCCUCGCUGUGCCUUACAUGGGCCUUGCUGCCAACCUGCACAAGGAUGUCGGCACUAUGUUUGAUUACGUAAUCGGAUUCCCCACACUGUCCUCCACGGCCAAGCACAUCCCCAUUGCCCAGAAGGCCAACGUCACCUUUGACCUCGAUUCCGACGUCCAGGACUACCUCACCUUCUACACUCGCUUCCGCUACGCCUCGCGCGAGCUCCGCUGGGACCUCUUCAAUGCCAAUUGGACCGAGCGCGACUGGGUCUACCCUCCCGUCGUCGGCCAGAACGGCUACAUUGGUGCGGCCACCAGUUGGACCGAUGCCACUGCUGGCUCCUACUUCAACGCCACCGAGGAUGACCCGACAGACGUCGUCACCCUUCCGCUCAUGAACCUGCCCCGCAGCAUCGUCGGCUCCUAUGGCGUCGAGCUGUGGUGGCUUGGUCGCCUCGCAAACGGCUCGCAGAUUGCUCCCGGCAAGUACAACAUGCGCAUUGCUGCGCUGUCGCCCUUUGGCAACCAGACCCAUUCCGACAACUGGGACGUGUACAAGACGCCGACGAUUGAGGUCUUGCCGCUGGAGAAGUAG
Messenger RNA from Grosmannia clavigera kw1407, 3765 nucleotides. Its product is annotated as subtilisin-like serine protease. Gene Ontology annotation, biological process: proteolysis. The record is from RefSeq and is a predicted model, not a curated record. NCBI's taxonomy places the organism in Eukaryota, Fungi, Ascomycota, Sordariomycetes, Ophiostomatales, Ophiostomataceae. Gene Ontology annotation, molecular function: serine-type endopeptidase activity. Gene Ontology annotation, cellular component: cell wall; membrane. The transcript is spliced from 7 exons. Bases 1 to 3765 code for a protein of 1254 amino acids.